Siniperca chuatsi (mandarin fish) is the source of this 5512-nucleotide messenger RNA. RefSeq names its product DCC netrin 1 receptor (gene dcc). Gene Ontology annotation, cellular component: membrane. Gene Ontology annotation, molecular function: protein binding. Lineage: Eukaryota; Metazoa; Chordata; Actinopteri; Centrarchiformes; Sinipercidae. Gene Ontology annotation, biological process: cell-cell adhesion. The coding region runs from base 688 to 5370 and encodes 1560 amino acids. The record is from RefSeq and is a predicted model, not a curated record. The transcript is spliced from 30 exons.
ACCAGAGAGGGCAGGAGAGUUCAGCUAAUCUCUCCCCGCUGCUCUGCCUCCUCUGCUGGGCUCCAGCUCCUGCUACAUCCCGCUCCCCUCCGCUCCAGCUCCAGGCUUUACCUCCAGCCUCUUAAGCUCAAUGGCUCCAUACUCUGCCUAGGCCUCCCUACCUCCUAUCUCUCUCCAGCUGUAUAGACCUACAGUGAAGAGAGAGAGAGAGAGUGUUCGACUCUCCACACUCCUCCUCCCCCUCCUCUUCCGACCCUCUCCAUCCGUCCUCCCCGGCAGACGGAGCAGACCUCCGGGAAGGCAGCGUGGAUUUUAACCCUACCUGCAUCUGUGUGAAUGGGAAUCAGCCGCACCGGGCAGGAGUGAUGGAGACUCUGCCUUCAUAGUUAUUGGAACUUAUUUCUUAUCCCGAAAAUAAGGGAACUAACUGCGUGUGUGUCUGUUUUGGAAUUGUCUUUUCUUUUUUUCUUUUUGGGAUCCAAGCCCGACCGGGGAGGGUUAUUUUUGGGGAGAGGAGAGGUUGUUUUACCCCCCUCUCUCCUCCUUCUCAUCAUCUUCCUGACCCCCCAUCCUGUGGUUUGUUUUUUGUGCUUAUUUAGAUUUGAAUUGACAGUUGGAUUCUGUGGAGGAUUUGCGGGCGUUUGCUCCUGUGGUUCCUCGGGCUCAUCUGGACACGAGCAGGGCAGCAUGGAGCUGCUGAGGGUUGGAUGUAUUGGUGAUGUUUGGGAGGUGCUGGUGCUGAGGAAGAGGAGGACAGGAGGACUCUACCUGCUGCUGCUCUGCUGGCUGCUGGCUGCUCACACCACAGCGCACGGACCCUCAAGAUCUAAGGAAAGACAGCGACCUGAGUUUGACAGUGAUGACUCUAAAACAGCCUCAGACGCCUCCUCAUCUUCCUCCUCCUCCUCCUCCUCUAGUCUCGGAGGUUUUGUGGACUUCACUUUCACCCAGGAGCCUCAGGACACGGUGACGGUGCGAGGGGGCGUGCUGCAGCUCGACUGCCAGGCGGAGUCCGAUGCAGUGGCAGGACCUCCCACCAUCACAUGGCGUAAGGACGGCGUGCUGCUGAGUGCAGUGGUGGAUGAGCGGCGGCGGCAGCUGGCUAACGGCUCACUGCUAGUGCAGAAUGUUGUACACUCACGGCACCACCGGCCUGACGAGGGCGAAUACCAGUGCCUCGCCACACUGGACGGACUGGGGAGCAUCGUUAGCCGGACCGCCAGGGUCACUGUGGCCGGUCCUCUGAAAGUGGUCAUCCCCACUGAGUCUGUCUCCUCGUACCUCGGUGAUACCGCCCUGCUGCGCUGUGAGGUCUCGGGCGACCCGACACCGAUCAUCCGCUGGCAGAAGAACCGGGAGGACCUGCCACUGACCUUUGACCUUGACUCCCGUCUGGCAGUGCUGCCGUCUGGCUCGCUGCAAGUCAGCCGCGUCCAGCCUCCAGACUCGGCCACGUACCGCUGUCUGGCCGACAACCCCGGCAGCACCAGGACGGGGACGGACGCUGAGCUCCGAGUACUCCCAGAGCCCGGGGUGAGCAGGAACCUCCAGUUCUUCCAGCGUCCAUCCAGAGUAACAGCUCUGCUGGGAACCGACGCCGUGCUGGAAUGUUCUGCCUCCGGAUACCCAACUCCGAGCAUCCAGUGGAGGAGAGGAGAGGAAUUGAUCCAGAGCUGGAAUAAGAAAUACUCUCUGCUGGCGGGCAGUAAUCUGAUCAUCAGGAGUGUCACUGACGACGACUCUGGCAGUUACAGCUGUACAGCCACCAACAAGAACCACAACAUCACUGCACACACAGAGCUGAGUGUACUGGUGCCACCUCAGUUCCUGAACUACCCCACCAACACAUACGCCUACGAGUCCACCGACAUCGAGCUGGAGUGUGCUGUGACAGGAAGCCCACCGCCGACUGUUCGCUGGAUGAAGAACGGAGAGGAAGUCAUCCCCAGCGAUUACUUCCAGAUAGUGGAUGGCAGUAACCUGCAGAUUUUGGGUUUGGUGAAGUCAGAUGAAGGAUUCUAUCAGUGUGUAGCUGAAAACUCAGCCGGCAGCUCGCAGGCGAUGGCUCAGCUGCUGCUCCGAGAGCCAGAGGCCAUGCCCACUCAGUAUAGACCUGCCCACACGCCUCCUCCUCCUCCUCCUCCUCCUCCUGCUCCUUCUGGCACCCCCUUGACUUACUCCUCCUCCUCUGAUCCCCCACCAGUGUCCCCCAGCCCAGGCGUUGCCCUCCCCUCUGCCCCCCGCGACCUGGUCCCUGUCCUAGUGUCCAGCCGAUUUGUCCGACUCAGCUGGCGCCCCCCGGAGGAGACCGGAGGAGCUGUGCAGACCUACGGCAUUUAUUACUCCCAGGAUGGAGUCGAGAGGGAGCGGUCAGUGAACGUGUCGGAGCCGGAGUCUUUGGAGCUGACAGUCUCCAACCUGAAACCAGAGGAGCGCUACAGCUUCAGAGUCAUCGCUUACAACGACGUGGGGCCAGGAGAGAGCUCCGCCCCCCUGAGGAUCACCACCAAACCUGACAUCCAGGUUCCCAGCAGAGUAGAGUCUCUCCAAGCUGCGGCUCUUUCUCCCACCUCCGUCCAGGUGAGCUGGGAGCCUCCCAGCCAACCAAAUGGACCCGUGCUGGGCUACAGACUGCUGUGGACCGAGAGCCCGUCUGGCAAGGAACAGAGUGUGGAGGUGAAUGGACUCAACUACAAGAUGGACGGACUCAAUAAGUUCACAGAGUACACAGUUCAAGUUUUGGCGAUUAACCGCUAUGGACCAGGCACCGCCUCAGAGACGUUCAGGGUCACCACCCAAUCAGACGUACCCAGCGCUCCUCCUCAGAACAUCACCUUAGAGGUUGUCCUGUCCAGGAGCAUCAAGGUGUCAUGGCAGCCGCCUCCGCGCAGCGCUCAGAAUGGCAUCAUCACUGCCUACAAGAUCAAAUACAGGAAGACCGGUCGCCGUGGCGACCAAGAGGCCAUCGAACCCAACAAUUUCUGGUACCUGUUCACAGGUCUAGAGAAGGGCAGUCAGUACAGUUUCCAGGUAGCAGCCAUGACAGCCAAUGGAACAGGUCCGGCCAGUGACUGGUACACCGCUGAGACGCCGGAGAACGACCUGGAUGAGAGUCAGGUGCCCGACCAGCCCAGCUCUCUGCACGUCAGGCCGCUGCCAAACAGCAUCAUCAUGUCCUGGACUCCACCCCUCAGCCCAAACAUCUUAGUUCGAGGUUACAUCAUCGGCUACGGAGUGGGAAGUCCCUACGCCGAGACGGUCCGAGUGGACAGCAAGCAGAGAUACUACUCCAUUGAAAACCUAGAGCCGAGCUCGCACUAUGUGAUUUCCCUGAAGGCGUUCAAUAAUGCCGGAGAGGGAGUUCCUCUGUAUGAGAGCGCCGUCACUCGAUCUCUGACAGACCCCAUAGAUCCGUCUGAGGAUGACCUCUUCCAUCUCUUUGAUAAAUACCCCACUCCCAUGCCAGACACCAGCACUCCCAUGAUCCCCCCGGUGGGGGUCCAAGCCGUGGCUCUGUCCUCGGACUCAGUCCGUGUCUCCUGGGCCGACAACUCCAUGACCAAGAACCAGAAGGCAUCUGAGGUCCGGUACUACUCUGUCAAGUGGAAGACCAGCUACUCCACUAGUGGAAAGUACAAGUCUGCAGACACCACGGCGCUCAGCCACACUGUCACCGGCCUCAAACCAAACACUAUGUACGAGUUUGCUGUCAUGGUAACCAAAGGUCGCAAGUCCAGCACCUGGAGUAUGACGGCACACGCCACAACAUAUGAAGCAGCUCCUAGCUCCGCCCCCAAAGAUUUGACAGUGAUCAGUCGCGAGGGACGACCCCGCGCCAUUUUAAUUAGCUGGCAACCGCCGAUGGAGGCAAACGGUCGGAUCACAGGGUACAUCCUGUACUACACGCUGGAUAAGAACAUGCCGAUAGAUGAUUGGGUGAUGGAGGCGAUCAGCGGUGAUCGACUGACCCAUCAGGUCGUGGAUUUGAACCUUGACACGGUUUAUUACUUCAGGAUUCAGGCCAAGAAUGCCAAAGGAGUCGGCCCGCUGUCUGAGCCUGUCCACUUCAGAACCGCCAAAGUGGAACAUCCGGACAAGAUGGCCAAUGAUCAAGGUCGAGGGGGAGACCACACCUACUGGCCGUCUGACACCAACCUGAUUGACAGGAGCAGCAUCAACGAGUCUCCCAUUGGUCAGAUGCAUCCACCUCACGGCAGCGCCACGCCUCAAAAGAAUAGUAACCUCCUGGUCAUCAUCGUAGUUUCCGUGGGAGCCGUCACCGUGGUCGUGGUCGUCAUCGUGGCGCUCAUCUGCACCCGACGCUCCUCCGCCCAGCAGAGGAAGAAGAGAGCGAGCCACAGUGCCAGUAAGAGGAAGGGCAGCCAGAAGGACCUGCGACCCCCUGACCUCUGGAUCCAUCAUGAGGAGAUGGAGAUGAAGAACAUGGAGAAAGCUCCCAGUGUCGCCCCGUCCGGACGUGAUUCGCCCAUCCAGUCCUGCCAGGACCUCCCCCAGAUCGCACACAGUCAAUCAGAGAGCCAGAUGGGCAGCAAGAGCAGCCACUCGGGAGCUGAUGGUGAUGAGGCGUCCAGCAGUAUCUCCACUCUGGAGCGCUCCCUGGCUGCCCGGAGGGGGACACGAGGCAAAAUGAUGAUUCCUAUGGACUCACAGCCGAGCAACACACCGGUGGUCAGUGCCAUCCCGGUGCCAGCUCUGGACUCUUCUCAGUAUCCUGGUAUCCUGCCUUCACCUUCCUGUGGCUUCACUCACAACAAGUUCAGCCUGAGGCCGAUGCCUUUCCCCAGCCUGACCGUGGACAGAGGCUACACACCAGUGAUACCUUCAGACACCUCCACCAAUCCUCUCCUCCAGCAGCAGCCUCCACCCCAGCAGGCCCCUCCCAUCCUCCCCGGUUCCUCCACCGGGCCCGGGGAGCAUGUUCCCGGGGUUGGCCCAGUCCCAGGGGCCCCUGCUGCUGCUGCUGAGGAGGCCCAGGCUGCGAGCGGUCGGACCAUCCCAACAGCCUGCGUGCGGCCCACACACCCUCUACGAAGCUUCACCAACCCACUGCUGCCACCGCCCAUGGGGACCAUCGACCCCAAGGUGUACACCUCCAUGAUGCCACAGUCCAGUGCGAGCCUUCCGAAACCCCAGGUGAAGACAGCCUCUCUGGGUCAGGCUGGUAAAGCUCGCUCCCCUCUGCUGCCUGUCUCAGUCCCUACAGCACCAGACUUACCGGAGGAGGGAGGAACAAAACCCUCCGAGGAUUCAGCUGCCAACGUUUACGAGCAGGAUGACCUUUCGGAGCAGAUGGCCAGUCUAGAAGGGCUGAUGAAGCAGCUCAAUGCCAUUACCGGCUCUGCCUUCUAACCUCUAACCCCGACCCAGCUCAGCCCUCAGUCAUGGUCCAGUCUGGAACCUUUCUUCAAGCCUUGAUCUCACCAGCUGUCCAUUCACUAAGGGUGGCAGCAGGUCAAUCUGGGUUUGAAGACACCUCUGUGCAGACCUCCAU